Molecule: messenger RNA, 2782 nt
Organism: Quercus lobata
Lineage: Eukaryota; Viridiplantae; Streptophyta; Magnoliopsida; Fagales; Fagaceae
Product: DNA (cytosine-5)-methyltransferase DRM2-like
Exons: 8
Coding region: 645-2240 (531 amino acids)
Cellular component (GO): nucleus
Molecular function (GO): DNA (cytosine-5-)-methyltransferase activity
Source: RefSeq, a predicted model, not a curated record
AAGCCAACAACAGCAAGCACACUAGCUAACACCUAACAAGCUAGUAGCACAGUACAUCCCAAAUCAGAGCAGACUCAAAAAAAGCCUGUUAGCAAGAAGCCUGACCAACAGAGCCUUCGUACAACCUCACAUUUUUAACCUCACCUAAUAUAAAAUGACACCGGCACACAACAGAGAUGAGGCAAUCAAGAGUCAAACUUUAAGAAUCCCCAAUUGGAUGCUAAUAGUGCUAGUAAUGGGAAUCACGACACCGACUGGAACACUGAUGAUGAGCUUGAGGUCCGUAAUGAAUCCUUUUCUCACUGGGGUUCAACGAGUUCUGGUCAAGAAGCUAAUGGGGGCUUUGGAGAGGAGAAGAUGAUUCAGAAGCAAUAUUAGAAACUCUUCUUACAUACGCUGUGAGUAUUAUGCCUCAUUUCUGUUAUUGCAUAUUUAUUUUUAUGUUGGUCCGAUUUUUGAAGUCAGUUAUGUGCCCCCUAGUUACAAUAUUUUAGUAUAUAAAAUAGUUUUCUUUUGUUUUUACUAUUUCAUCUGAUGUAGAAGUGGAUGCAAAUUUUACAUAUUCUUUUCAAUAGUUGACCUUUUAAAGUUUCUUGAGAUUGAGGAAGUCUCAUCUGAAUUUCCUUCUUUACCUUCUCUCGUCAAUGGAGCUCAAAUAUCAGAAAAGGGAAAAGAAACUGAGGAAGAACUGGAAUCAGAUUUUCUUUGGAAAGGUUGUCGAGAAUUUUCCCCAAGAAGGUCUUUCUCCUAAACCAUGCACUUUUGACUCUAAAAGCAAAUCUCCAGAUAACCUCUCUGAAAUUGAUAGUUGUCCUAGAAUUGAGGAAAACUCAAACCACAUUUUAGAGAAGGAUACAAUGUUGUCGUCGCUAGUGGAUAUGGGUUACUUGGUUGAGGAGGCUUUGACAGCUAUGAAUAAUUGUGGUUCAGAAGCACAACUGUCAGAGUUGACAGAUUACAUAUGUGCUGCUCAAAUGGUAAAGGAUUUUGAUGCCCAGCUUAGAGAAUCACCUGAUGAGGAAGAUAGCACCUCGGUCAUGACUUCUUAUUCCUAUACAAUGCCUAGGAAUGAUUAUCUACCUAGAGAAAAGAAAAGGAAGCUUCACAAAUUCCAACAAUUUGGAAAAAAAUGGCACAAGGGGAGUGAGAAGAAGCAUUGGGAUGAAGACGGAGACAUUAUGCAUCUCCCAAAUCCAAUGAUAGGAUUUGGGAUUCCUGAUGAUCCUUGGCAUAUUGUUGAGAGAAAGCUCCCAGAGGUAGCUAUUGGUCCUCCUUAUUUCUAUUAUGAAAACGUGGCUCUUACUCCUAAGGGGGUGUGGAGUAAAAUAUCACGUUUCUUGUAUGACAUAGAGCCAGAAUUUGUUGAUUCUAAACAUUUCAGUGCUGCUGCAAGGAAAAGAGGUUAUGUCCAUAACCUUCCAAUUCAGAACCGAUUCCCUCUUUUGCCAAUACCACCACGAACCAUACAAGAAGCCUUACCCUUAACCAGUAAGUGGUGGCCUUUAUGGGACAAAAGAAGAAAACUGAAUUGCCUUCAAACUGCAAUUGGGACUGCUAAACUCACUGAGAGGAUAAGGAAUGCACUUGAGAGCAAUGAGAAGUAUGGUGAUGAACCUCCUCCACAUGUGCAGAAGUUUGUACUUGAACAAUGUAGAAAAUGGAAUUUAGUUUGGGUUGGAAAGAAUAAAGUUGCACCUCUUGAACCAGAUGAAAUUGAGAUGUUGCUUGGAUUCCCAAGGGACCACACUAGGGGUGGUGGGAUUAGUAGGACAGAUAGAUAUAAAGCACUUGGAAACUCAUUUCAGGUUGACACAGUUGCCUACCACCUUUCUGUAUUGAAGAACCAGUUUCCAAAUGGAAUUAACCUCCUUUCACUUUUCUCUGGGAUUGGUGGUGCUGAAGUUGCUUUGCAUCGACUUGGGAUUCCCCUGAAAAAUGUGGUCUCUGUCGAGAUUGCUGAAGUCAACAGAAAUAUUAUUCGUAGUUGGUGGGAGCAAACCAACCAGCGUGGACGACUUAUUGAGAUUGCAGAUGUACAACAAGUCAGCAUUGAAAGGCUAGAUCAGUGGAUCAGCUCAUUCGGUGGGUUUGAUCUUGUCAUUGGUGGAAGUCCUUGCAAUAACCUUGCUGGCAGCAACCGAGUGAGUAGAAAUGGACUGGAAGGCAAGCACUCAUCACUGUUUUAUCAUUACGUUCGAAUUCUAGAUCUUGUUAAGACAAUGAUGGGUAGGGACAGAUGACAUAAUCUGCAGCCUUUAAUACUCAUCAGUGCAAUUUCAUCUUUUUAAUUUUUAAUUUUUUUUUAACAGCAUUUUUGACGCUUAGAAGAUUAUUUCUAGUAUUUAGUAACAAUUAAUUGAUACAUUUUGCUCUCUUUUGGGGAUAACACCUUGUUUGCAAAUCUACUCGAGAAGUUCUGUACAAUCUUUCUGCCAAGUCUGAAGGUAAUUUAAUUGAUGCUGCCAUGAUGCUCAUAAUGAAACUUGGUUCAAAAUCUUUUAUCUUUGAUAAGAAGUUUUCUUGGAAACAAUAGAUCACACUAUUAUGGCACCCGAAUCCCAAGGUGGGUUUGGGUUAACUUUAACCUGGGGAAAGAGUGCACAGUGGACAAGGGCAUCACUCUUUUACAGGUCCAUGCAGGGGGAAAUGCUAGAAAGCCACAAUUUUGAGAGCAGAUGAAAGAGAUUUCUAUUAUCCAACAUUCAGCCACCUUAUGCAUCAGGAUGUCCAGGCAACUUAAUAUGUAGCUCAUAGGAGAAUACUACCUACAGGACCACGAUAU